AUGAAGGGCCUUGCCGCACUCGUGCUGCUCCAGGCCGCCGGCCUCUCGCAGGCGGCGCUCCGGUUCGCGUGCUCCAGAGUCUCGAUCCAACGCCUCGACCCGCUCGUCGAGCCCGGCCGGAUCCCGUCGGCCCACGUGCACCAGAUCGUCGGCGGCAACGCCUUCAACGCCACCAUGGCGGGCGACAUUGGUGAGCAGGCCACCUGCACCACCUGCGCCUACACCGAGGACCUGUCCAACUACUGGACCGCCGUCAUGUACUUCCGCCACGCCAACGGCUCGUACAAGCGCGUGCCCCAGUACGCCAAUGCCCAGCUCGGCACCGAGGGCAAGGACGCCCCCAACAUCCAGGGCGGCAUGACCGUCUACUACACGCAGAAAGACUUCAACACGAACGGCAACAAGUUCAUCCGCGCCUUUCCCCCCGGGUUCCGCAUGACGGUCGGCAGCCCGGCGGCCAGCUCGGCCGACUACGCCAAGGGGCACCCGGGGCUGCGCUACACGUGCCUGCAGACAAUCCUCACGCGCGGGUCCGAGACGGCUGACUUCCCGGCCAAGCCGUGCCCAGCAGGGAUCAUGGCGAUCCACCACUUCCCGGCGUGCUGGGACGGCAAGAACGUCGACAGCCCGGACCACCAGGCGCACAUGUACAGCACGACGCGGGGCGGGUUCGCCGAGGCGGGCGAGUGCCCGACGUCGCACCCGGUGCGCGUGGCGCAGGUAGCCUACGAGACCAUGUGGAACACGACGGCGUUCGCGGGCAUGUGGCCGGCCGACGGCCGCCAGCCGUUCGUGUGGAGCUUCGAGGGCAACGGCUACGGCACCCACGCCGACUACCUGUUCGGCUGGAAGGGCGACAGCCUGCAGCGCGCCAUGAACUCGACGUGCAUGUUUCACGCCUGCGGCAGCCCGGGCGUCCAGGGCGUGCUCAAGACGCAGACCGUCGACGAGAUGAACAGGUGUGCCGUCAAGCCGACUGUCGUCGAGGAGACGGACGGCUGGCUCGAUGCGCUGCCCGGCCAGGCCGAGCCUGCCAUGGGGCAUAUGCCUAUGAGGGUGUAG
Messenger RNA from Lasiosphaeria miniovina, 1062 nucleotides. RefSeq lists its product as uncharacterized. The transcript has 2 exons. Lineage: Eukaryota; Fungi; Ascomycota; Sordariomycetes; Sordariales; Lasiosphaeriaceae. The record is from RefSeq and is a predicted model, not a curated record. Bases 1 to 1062 code for a protein of 353 amino acids.